AUGCCGUUUACAGUAUUGCCACUUUCAAGUCACAAAAUAACGCCGUCUCCACCAGACGACGAUGGGAAAUGUGAACUAAUAGGUACAUUUUCACUCCUAACUCAAGCAUUUCUUGGAUUUAUUUGUCUAUCGAGCUUGAUAAUCAAAAGAUUUUAUGAGCAUCCUAUACGACGAACGUGGCCUGUGUGGAGUUUUGAUGUGAGUAAGCAAUUAAUCGGGGCAUUGGGUGUGCAUGUGUUCAACGUUAUCUUAUCAGUGAUCAAAACUGCUCCUGGGUUCAUGGUGUUGGUGCUAAAGUACAGUAGCGGUGGCGGAAAUGGAAACGGAAACGGAAACGGAAACGGAAACGGAGGGGAUGAGAUAGAUGACCCAGAUAAAGAUGACCCUUGUGAUUGGUAUUUCUUAAACAUUGUGUUUGAUUGCACUAUCGGAGUGUAUAUCCUCUAUUUGGUGUUUAAAGGAGUAAAUUACAUUUGCAAACGAAUACUCCAUAUAACUCAGAUAGAAAGCGGUGAGUACGGCGAUGCAAACAAUCCGAGUUGGAAGGCAUUUAGUAAACAAUUGGCAAUUUACUUCACUAGUUUAAUGAUUACCAAAUUGAUCUUGUAUGGAUUAGUGGAGAUUUUUGAACGUGAAUUACUUUGGAUUACAUCGCAUAUAUUACUAGGUUGGCUAAAUGAGUAUCCCGAUGAAGUGGAAAUUUUCAUUGUUAUGUUUAUCAUCCCCAUAUUCAUGAAUUGUUUACAAUUAAUUCUUGUUGAUAAUUUUAUUCGAAAUCAAGUUUGGUUUGAAAGUAACAAAUUGAUCAAAUUUAAGUUUCCUAAUUUCGACGAAGAGACUGCUAGUACUAGGCAGCGUGAAAUCGAUGAGGUAUUGAAUGAAGAACGGGAACGGGAGGAACGCCGAUGGGGUGGCGAUUAUCACGGAACUGGGAAUGUAAAUGGGAGACACAAGAGUUAUGGAUCUACUGCAACAAACGAGUGA
Lodderomyces parapsilosis is the source of this 984-nucleotide messenger RNA. RefSeq lists its product as uncharacterized. The coding region runs from base 1 to 984 and encodes 327 amino acids. Lineage: Eukaryota; Fungi; Ascomycota; Pichiomycetes; Serinales; Debaryomycetaceae. Gene Ontology annotation, cellular component: membrane. The transcript has a single exon. The record is from RefSeq and is a predicted model, not a curated record.